Messenger RNA from Vicia faba (fava bean), 1329 nucleotides. The record is from the annotation of a GenBank genome assembly. Lineage: Eukaryota; Viridiplantae; Streptophyta; Magnoliopsida; Fabales; Fabaceae.
AUGGCUGAACCCUCCAAGGUCAUUCAUGUUCGAAAUGUUGGUCAUGAGAUAUCUGAAAAUGAUUUGCUUCAACUAUUUCAACCUUUUGGAGUCAUAACAAAGCUUGUGAUGUUACGUGCUAAAAAUCAGGCUCUUCUCCAAAUGCAAGAAAUUCCUUCUGCAGUUAGUGCUAUACAGUUCUAUGAAAAUGCUCAACCAAACAUAAGGGGGAGAAAUGUUUAUGUUCAGUUUUCCUCUCAUCAAGAACUGACGACAAUGGAUCAAAAUCAAGGACGAGAAGACGAGCCAAAUCGAAUUCUCUUAGUCACGGUUCAUCAAAUGCUCUAUCCUAUAACAGUGGAUGUGCUACAACAAGUAUUCUCUCCCCAUGGAUAUGUGGAAAAGGUUGUAACAUUUCAGAAGUCAGCUGGCUUUCAAGCUCUCAUCCAGUAUGAAACUCGUCAAAGUGCCAUAACUGCCAGAACUGCACUUCAGGGACGCAAUAUUUAUGACGGUUGCUGUCAGCUGGACAUUCAAUUCUCAAACCUUGAUGAACUACAAGUGAACUACAAUAAUGAUCGUUCAAGGGACUUUACAAACCCAAAUCUGCCUACAGAGCAGAAAGGCCGACCUUCACAAUCUGGAUAUGGCGAUGCAGGAAUGUAUGGGGUUCAAGGUCCUGGACCCAGAUCAGCUGGAUUCUCGCAGAUGGGCAAUGCUGCAGCUGUUGCCGCUGCUUUCGGGGGAGAUUUUCCUCCUGGAAUAACUGGAACAAAUGACAGGUGUACAAUUCUCGUCACUAAUCUCAAUCCUGAUAGAAUCGACGAGGAUAAACUGUUCAACUUGUUCUCCAUUUAUGGGAACAUUGUCAGAAUCAAAAUUCUCCGGAAUAAACCAGAUCAUGCACUUGUUCAGAUGGGGGAUGGUUUCCAAGCCGAAUUGGCAGUGUAUUUUCUGAAGGGAACCAUGCUAUUUGGAAAGCGAAUGGAGGUGAACUUCUCAAAGCAUCCAAACAUAACCCAAGGUGCUGAUACACACGAAUACAUAAGCUCAAAUCUCAACCGAUUCAACCGAAAUGCUGCUAAAAACUAUCGGUAUUGCUGCUCGCCGACAAGGAUCAUCCACUUGUCCUCCCUCCCACAAGACAUUAAUGAAGAGGAGAUUGCAAGUCUUUUACAGGAGCAUGGAAUCAUCGUCAACUGCAAAGUCUUCGAGAUGAAUGGGAAAAAGCAGGCUCUUGUUCAAUUCGAGAGCGAGGAAGAGGCAACUGAAGCCCUUGUAUGCAAGCAUGCAACUCCACUUUCCGGCUCCGUGGUUCGUAUCUCCUUUUCGCAGUUGCAGAAUAUAUGA